AUGUCCUCCUCGACGACGACGAAGACAGCGUCGGAUGCGCCAGUACGCGAACCAGAGAUAUGGUGGAGCAACGCCAUAUUCUUCUCACUUACCCACAUCGCUGCUAUCGUUGGCGUCUACUACUAUCCUCCGACCGCGGUUCCAUGGCAGACACUCGUGUUUGCAUUCCUAACCUGGCAGUUGGCGGACUUCGGCAUAACGAUGGGGUACCACCGGUUGUACAGCCAUCGCGCCUACCGCGCCGCUUUGGGAGUGCGCGUCGUUCUUGCACUCCUCGGAACUAUCGCAUUCCAGGGGUCCAUCAAGUGGUGGUGCCUCCGCCACAGAUUGCAUCACCGAUUCACGGAUGAUCCAGUCCAAGAUCCAUAUGCAGCCACACGCGGCCUGUUCUAUUCUCACAUGGGCUGGAUAUUCUACAAGCCAGUCUACGAAAGGAUAGGCCUUGUAGAUCGACAAGACCUGGAUAGUGAUCCUGUCGUGCGACUUCAGCACAAAUACUAUGUGCCCCUAGCCGUCUCAUUGGGCUUCGUCGCACCAUCGUUGAUUGGCAUGCUGUGGUCAGAUCCUGUGGGCACAUACAUUUGGGCAGGGCUGGUGGCAAGACUAUUCAUAUGGCACUGUACGUUCCUAGUGAACUCACUGGCGCACUGGGAUGGCCUGCAGCCGUAUUCCGACGAGAACACAUCCAGAGGCAAUCUAAUUUUGGCCCUUCUGACCGGAGGAGAGGGUAAUCAUAACUUUCAUACCUUCCCGCACGAUUACCGCUCCGGGCCGUCGUAUUUGGACUGGGAUCCCACGAAGUGGAUCAUCGCGGCCUUGCAUAGACUCGGAUUUGUGAAGGGCUUGCGCCGGGCUCGUGAUGCAGACCUACGAGCGGCGCUGGCGCAUAUGCAGUUGAAGGGACAUCACCACCACGAAACAUCAGACGAGGAAGAUGACGAGCCAUGGACUGGUCCUGUUUGGGGUGUCGCUGAGCUCAAGGCCAAGGCUAGCCAAGGGGCAUGCUUGUUGAUUAUCGAGGGCUAUGUGGUGGACGCGACAGCUUAUCUAGGCGAGCACCCUGGUGGCGCAUCUAUACUGCGAAAAUACGCGUACAGCUCAAAACUGGAAGAGACCAUCGAUGCGACAUGGGCUUUCGAGGGUGGUCUGAAUAACCACUCGUGGCCUGCACGUAGAGGGAUGCGGGAGCUGAGGGUAGCCAAAUUCAAUGUAGAUUAG
Messenger RNA from Schizophyllum commune H4-8, 1218 nucleotides. RefSeq lists its product as uncharacterized. The record is from RefSeq and is a predicted model, not a curated record. Gene Ontology annotation, cellular component: endoplasmic reticulum membrane. Gene Ontology annotation, molecular function: stearoyl-CoA 9-desaturase activity; heme binding; iron ion binding. The transcript is spliced from 11 exons. The coding region runs from base 1 to 1218 and encodes 405 amino acids. Lineage: Eukaryota; Fungi; Basidiomycota; Agaricomycetes; Agaricales; Schizophyllaceae. Gene Ontology annotation, biological process: unsaturated fatty acid biosynthetic process.